Molecule: messenger RNA, 1406 nt
Organism: Neurospora tetraspora
Lineage: Eukaryota; Fungi; Ascomycota; Sordariomycetes; Sordariales; Sordariaceae
Product: ankyrin repeat-containing domain protein
Exons: 2
Coding region: 136-1173 (345 amino acids)
Cellular component (GO): cytoplasm; nucleus
Molecular function (GO): protein binding
Source: RefSeq, a predicted model, not a curated record
AUCUGGGCUUCAAUCAGUACGGCAUAACAUCACCCAAGGAAUCUCCAGCUUCUCCUCCCCACCUUCCAUUCUGUAACUUACCACAACCCCUUCGUCCAUCAUCCCCUCAUCACCACCGCCACCUCAACCGCAAUCAUGACCGUAACCGCGCAUUUAUACCACCCCGACUUUCUCCCCGCCUGCCAAACCGGCGAUCUCGAAACCGUCACCAAGAUCCUCAACCACGAGACUCCACAAGUAUCAACAGCCCAACUACAAGACGGCCUUUCGAACGCGGUAUGGGGAGAGCAUCUCGCCGUAGCAGACCUCUUGCUCUCCAAAGGCGCCAGGGUCAAUCGGAUGGCCUUUUUGAGAGCUAUCGACCGCGGCGACCCAGCCAUGUUCGAGGUAUUGAUCAAGAAUGGGUGGGAUGUUAAUACGACUGAGUUUGAGGAGGGCACGGCACUUAGACUAUCCGUCGAAAACCCCCCCCUCAUGUCCUUCCUCCUCUCCCACUCCGCCGACCCCAACCUCCUCUCCAUCCCCGGUAGACUACGCCGCGCUCCCUCGGCCCUCAUUACCGCCGCCGUCGUCAAAGACGGCGCCGACGCCAUUCGCACCCUUUUGGAUCACGGCGCGGUGUUAGAGCCCAACAUCAUCCACUGCGCCAUCGAGGCUAGUUGCAGGUGGAGGAAUAUCGAUAAGGAACACGGCUGCGCGGAGAGGGUCAGACUGCUGAUCGAUGCUGCGAAAGAGACUGCGAAAGGGAGAGAGGAGGGGGUUAAGUGGUAUCUGAAUUAUCUUGAUCUCAAGAAAAAGGGCACACCGCUGCAUUGUGCGGUUUGGUGGCAGAGGUUGGAAACGGUGCAGGUGUUGGUUGGGGAGGGGGCGGAUGUGGGGGUGUUGUGUAGGGGCAUGACGGUGGCGCAGGCGGCGAGGAGGAGGGCGGAGAUGGUUGGAGGUCACGAGAGUGCAACGAGGAUUUGGGAGUGGUUGACGGGGAGGAGGUGGGAAGAUGGGGAGGGGAUAGAGGAGAUGGAUGAAGAGGGGAGCACCUUUAAGGACGAGGUGGAGGUUGAACUGGAGACUGGAGAGACUGUGUACCGCAGCGGGAAUAUAGGGAGGCCACCUAGGCUAGACGAAGAGUCUCUAGCGUUGACUAUAAAACUAACACUGUCUGGUCAUCUCGCCUAGAUGCCCGCCCGGUUUCCCGCUACGGUGGCCGGAAGGUUGUGGUGGGUGAGCGAAUCGAUAGCAUGGGUUAGAAAUGUAAGAGGAGGAGGACGGGAUUGAUGUGCUAGAUAACGGGAGCAAAAGUGAGAAAGGAAAGGAAGUUGAGAAGAUUUGACGAUGCAAGAGGAGUGAAUAGAAGAGAAAAGGUGGUUGAUUGUCGAUGAAGCUGGAGCGUUGGCCGUUGGGAGACGGGA